This is a messenger RNA of Candida dubliniensis CD36, 4503 nucleotides long. RefSeq names its product Cdr3p (gene CDR3). Gene Ontology annotation, molecular function: ATP hydrolysis activity; ABC-type transporter activity; ATP binding. Bases 1 to 4503 code for a protein of 1500 amino acids. Gene Ontology annotation, cellular component: membrane. The record is from RefSeq and is a predicted model, not a curated record. The transcript has a single exon. Lineage: Eukaryota; Fungi; Ascomycota; Pichiomycetes; Serinales; Debaryomycetaceae. Gene Ontology annotation, biological process: xenobiotic detoxification by transmembrane export across the plasma membrane.
AUGGCCAAGACAACACAAGAAGGAGGACAGCCUUACAAGGGUUAUUACAAUAACAAAUCUCAAGGUCAGCCGUAUCGUGGCUAUUAUAGUGGCUUUAACAAAAGUGCAUCGGCACAAAUUCACCACUUGGCAAGAUCUUUGACUCAAGGAGCCCAAUCACAUUACGAUGAUACCUAUACCACAGCUACCAUGCACCCUCAUGGGAUCAACCCAAUUUCAGACAAGACUGAUCCAACAUUAGACCCUGAAUCACCUUCUUUCAGCUCGAAAAGAUGGGUGCAGAAUAUGUGGAAAUUAUAUCAGAGUGAUUCUGAAUAUUACAAGCCAGGUAAAUUGGGUGUUGCUUAUAAAAACCUUCGAGUUUAUGGUGAUGCCAUUGAAAGUGAUUAUCAAACAACUGUAUCAAAUGGGGUAUUAAAAUAUGCCAGAAAUCUUUUCAACAAAUUCAGAAAGCACAAUGACGACUAUAGUUUUGACAUUUUGAAACCAAUGGAAGGUUUAAUUAAACCAGGUGAAGUCACAGUUGUGCUAGGAAGACCAGGAGCUGGUUGUUCGACUUUUUUGAAGACUAUCGCAUGUCGUACAGAAGGAUUCCAUGUAGCUGAUGGGUCAGUAAUAUCAUAUGAUGGGAUCACCCAAGAUGAAAUUAGAAAUCAUUUGCGAGGUGAGGUAGUUUAUUGUGCUGAAACAGAAACCCAUUUCCCCAAUUUGACCGUUGGAGAAACUCUUGAGUUUGCAGCUUUGAUGAAAACUCCUCAAAACAGACCCAUGGGAGUCUCUCGUGAUGAAUACGCCAAACAUGUUGUCGAUGUUGUCAUGGCAACUUAUGGUUUAUCACACACUAAGAAUACAAAAGUCGGUAAUGAUUUCAUUAGAGGGAUUUCUGGUGGUGAACGUAAACGUCUUUCCAUUGCUGAAGUGACAUUGGUGCAGGCAUCAAUUCAGUGUUGGGACAAUUCUACUCGUGGUUUAGAUGCUGCAACCGCAUUGGAAUUCAUAUCAUCGUUGAAAACAUCAGCAUCCAUCCUUAAUGAUACCCCUUUAAUUGCCAUUUAUCAAUGCUCACAAAAUGCAUACGAUUUGUUUGACAAAGUCAUUGUCAUGUAUGAAGGUUAUCAAAUUUUUUUCGGGUCGUCCCAGCGUGCUGCCGCUUAUUUCAAAAAAAUGGGUUUCAUUUGUCAAGACAGACAAACUACACCUGACUUUUUAACAUCAAUUACUAGCCCUGCAGAAAGAAUAAUUAAACCAGGAUAUGAAAGAUUAGUCCCAAGAACUCCAAAAGAGUUUUAUCGAUAUUGGAGAAGAUCUCCAGAAAGACAAGCACUUUUGGAAGAAAUUGAUGAAUAUUUGGAUAAUUGUGAAAAUUAUGAUCAAAAACAAAAAAUAUUUGAAGCCAAUAAUGCCAAAAAGGCCAAUCAUACUUAUAACAAAUCAUCCUACACCGUUUCUUUACCUAUGCAAGUACGUUAUAUUAUGAAGAGAUAUUGGGAUAGAAUGAGAGGGGAUAUCAUAGUACCAUUUUCCACUGUGGCGGGUAAUGUUGCCAUGGCGUUGAUUCUUUCUUCGGUAUUUUAUAAUUUACAACCGACUUCAUCUUCAUUUUAUUACCGGACGUCAGUUAUGUAUUAUGCAUUGCUUUUCAAUGCUUAUUCAUCAGUUUUGGAAAUUUAUAAUAUGUAUGAAGGUAGAGCUAUUGUUCAAAAGCAUCGUGAAUAUGCCCUUUAUCCACCAAUGGCUGACGCUAUAGGAUCAAUAAUUUCUGAUUUUCCGUUAAAGGUUGUUUGCAGUGUUUUAUUCAAUCUUAUAUUAUAUUUCAUGGUCAAUUUCAAAAGAGAGCCUGGUGCUUUCUUUUUCUAUUUGUUGAUUAGUUUUUGUUCCACGUUGUUCAUGUCUCACUUGUUCAGAACUAUUGGAGCCUUCACCAAUUCAUUAGCAGAAGCGAUGACUCCAUCUUCACUUUUAUUAUUUGCCUUGUCGACAUUUAGUGGAUUUGCCAUUCCUGUCACAUAUAUGCUUGGUUGGUGUAAAUGGAUCCGUUGGGUAAAUCCGUUGGCCUAUGCUUAUGAAGCCUUGAUUUCUAAUGAAUUCCAUGGUCGAGUAUUUGAUUGUAGCGAUGUUGUACCUAGUGGAUUUGGAUAUCCUAAAACAGGGAAUUCUGUUGUUUGUGCAAGUAUUGGUGCCAUCCCAGGAGAAUUUAAAGUUGAUGGUGAUUUGUAUAUGAAAUUGGCAUUUGAUUAUUCCUAUUCUAAUGCGUGGAGAAAUUUUGGUGUCUUGUUGGCAUUCAUCAUAUUUUUAUUUGGCACAACCAUAUUUUUCGUUCAAACCAACAAAUCAAGCAUUCUGAAAGGUGAAAUUUUGGUGUUUAGAAAGAAAAACAUCAAAAAAAUGAGGAAAAUGGAAGAGGAUGAAGAAGCAUAUAUGGAUGGUAUGGCACCUUUAGAUUUUAGUGGUAGCACGGAAAUAUCUGAUUAUUCUUAUGACUAUAUGGAUCGCAAAUUAUUGGAUACUUCGAAUAUUUUCCAUUGGAGAAACUUAACUUAUACUGUCCAAAUCAAGUCUGAAGAGCGUGUUAUUCUUAAUAAUAUCGAUGGUUGGGUCAAACCUGGUGAAGUCACGGCAUUGAUGGGUGCAUCAGGUGCUGGUAAAACUACAUUAUUGAAUGCCUUAUCGGAAAGAUUGACUACUGGUGUUAUUACUUCAGGAACCAGAAUGGUAAAUGGUGGUGAAUUGGAUAGUUCUUUCCAAAGAUCUAUUGGAUAUGUUCAGCAACAAGAUUUACAUUUGGAGACAUCAACUGUUCGUGAAGCAUUGAGAUUUUCUGCUCGUUUACGUCAACCUGGCUCUGUAUCAAUUACAGAAAAGGAUCAGUAUGUUGAAAAAAUUAUCGAUUUGUUGGAAAUGAGAACAUAUGCUGAUGCCAUUGUUGGUGUUCCUGGUGAAGGAUUGAACGUUGAGCAAAGGAAAAGAUUGACAAUUGCUGUUGAGUUGGUUGCUAGACCAAAAUUGUUGGUGUUUUUAGAUGAGCCUACUUCUGGGUUAGAUUCGCAAACCGCUUGGUCAAUUUGUAAGUUGAUUAGAAAAUUGGCCAACCAUGGACAAGCAAUUUUGUGUACUAUUCAUCAACCAUCUGCCAUUUUGUUGGAAGAAUUUGAUCGUUUGUUAUUGUUGCAAAAGGGUGAAACGGUUUAUUUUGGUGAAUUUGGGGCUAAUUGUCAUACAUUGAUUGAAUACUUUGAAAGAAAUGGUGCCAGCAAAUGUCCACCACAUGCCAAUCCUGCUGAAUGGAUGUUGGGUGUUAUUGGUGCUGCUCCUGGUACACAAGCAAAUCAAGAUUAUUUUGAAACUUGGAGAAACUCACCAGAAUACCGGGCCGUACAAAAUGAAUUACAUCGUUUAGAAGAAUUGCCAGGUUUGGCAAGUGGAGAAAAGGAACCAGAUACCAACCAAGCAUAUGCUGCAUCAUUCUGGAAACAAUAUAUUUUUGUUGUUCAUAGAUUAUUCCAACAAUACUGGCGUACUCCAUCAUAUAUUUAUUCUAAAUUUGCCAUGGCUGUGUUGUGUUCCUUGUUUAAUGGAUUCACAUAUUAUAAAUCACAAAAUUCCAUGCAAGGUUUGAAAAAUCAAAUGCUUUCGAUAUUUUCCAUGUUUGUUGUGUUGACUACAUUAGCACAACAAUAUGUUCCAUUGUUUGUUACUCAAAGAGAUUUAUAUGAAGCAAGAGAAAGACCAUCUAAAACAUUUUCGUGGUUGGCAUUCGUUGCCGCACAGAUUACAGCAGAAAUCCCUUAUCAAGUUUUGGCAGCCACAAUAUCAUUCUUUUCUUGGUAUUAUCCUGUUGGGUUAUAUCGUAAUGCUGUAUAUUCCGAUGCCGUAACCCAUCGUGGUGUAUUAAUGUGGUUAAUCAUGACUUUGAUGUUUAUUUACAGUUCAACUUUAGCACAGUUUUGUAUUUCGUGGAAUCAAUUAGCUGACUAUGCUGCCAAUUGGAUUUCAUUGUUAUUGACAAUUGCCAUGAUAUUUUGUGGUGUCAUUGCUACAAAAGACAGUAUGCCAAGAUUUUGGGUUUUCCUUUAUCGUUGUACUCCAUUGACUUAUUUAACAUCGGCAAUGAUGUCAAUUGGAUUGGGGGAUUCAUAUGUUAAAUGUGCACCAACGGAAAUUUUGACUUUCCCACCACAAAACCCUGGAGUUCAAAAAUGUCAAGAUUAUAUGGGAGCUUAUAUUAGUAUAGCUGGUGGGUAUUUAUUGAAUCCUGAAGAUACUGAUAGCUGUAAGUUUUGUAUCAUGGAUAAGACUAACCAAUUUUUGAAUUUCAUGAAUAUUUCCAUUCAUAAUUUUGGUAGAGAUACUGGUAUUUUCAUUGUGUUUAUUGUCUUUAAUAUGGCUGCUACAGUAUUUUGUUAUUGGUUGUUUAGAGUACCAAAGGGGAACAGAGAAAAGGGAAGUAUUUUCGAUAAAUUGCCAUUUUUCAAUGGUGGUGACACCAAUCAUGAAAAUGUUUAA